This is a messenger RNA of Paramuricea clavata, 987 nucleotides long. The record is from the annotation of a GenBank genome assembly. Lineage: Eukaryota; Metazoa; Cnidaria; Anthozoa; Malacalcyonacea; Plexauridae.
AUGAAUACGAUUGUUUUACUAGCAGUGUAUCUGGAGAAGACCCUGCACAACGCUAACAAGUACUUCGUCGCCUGUCUUGCACUUUCCGAUUUCAUGGUAGCUGCGUUCAGUGUCACGAUCCGUCUUCACCAGUAUAUGAGACCCGAUGUUCCGCUGAGCAUCCACGCAUGUCGUUUUUGGAUUUGGGUCGAUAUCUUUACCGAAUUAGCAUCGAUCACAACAUUGACAAUAAUCAGCAUUGAUCGUUACUUUAAAGUUGGCAAACCGUUUAAGUACAAAACAAUGAUGUCGACCACCAAAUGCAAGAUUAUCAUCAUGUUCCUAUGGCUGUACUCGGCUGUGGUCGCUUUCCUUGGUUUAAUGCCAUAUGGAAGCUCCAAAGGAGUGCACACAACGAACGUCGGAACUUGUGUCAAUGAUAACAAGGUGUUCUAUACCUUAGCUGCGUUUCUUGGAUUUUUUAUUCCUGUAUUAAUCCUAAUUAUCAUGUGUACAUUGAUGUUCCGCAUUGUGAGAAAGUUUCACCGAUCACGAUCAACUCACAACCAAAACGCAAGUUUCGAAUCACCGAUGAUGCCAAGGGUUCAUGUUACCGGAAAAAGAGUCACCAAUUCAAAUCGACGAACAGUUGGAAUAUUCAGCUUGGUUGUUUGUGCUUUUAUUGUGUGCUGGGGGCCUUUCUUUAUUCUUUUCCUAAUAAGCCAGUACAACAUAGACUUGUUGCAUCCAAAUAAGAAAGGUUUUCAAAUUUUAUCAAUGAUUUGUUUCAAUAUUUUGCCGUAUACGAACAGUUUCUUAAAUCCUAUAAUUUACGCUUAUUUCGACAAGUCGUUCAAUAUGGCCAUAAAGAAUUUACUGUUGAGAAUGGCGGGAAAGCAGCCGAGGUCUUUGAAAUCUACGACACCAACAAGUCACGCGCUCGCCCGAGUUGCCUCAAAUAAUAAAAGAGAAACUAGAGAACAUACAGUAGUAGAAUUAGAGAAAUGA